Branchiostoma floridae (Florida lancelet) is the source of this 686-nucleotide messenger RNA. RefSeq lists its product as uncharacterized. The record is from RefSeq and is a predicted model, not a curated record. Gene Ontology annotation, biological process: cell adhesion. Gene Ontology annotation, molecular function: carbohydrate binding. Lineage: Eukaryota; Metazoa; Chordata; Leptocardii; Amphioxiformes; Branchiostomatidae. Bases 7 to 537 code for a protein of 176 amino acids. The transcript has 2 exons.
CAGUCCAUGCAGAGUGUGCUCGAACAGCUGCAGGCCGAGAUGCUACACCUUCAGACAGAGGUGGGGACCAAGGAGCAAAUGUUCCUGUCUGAAAUACAGCACCUUCAGGCAGACGACCAAGCGAUGCAAGCCGAAAUGCAGCAGCUUCAACAUGACACGACGGCCAAAGACCAGAUGUACCAGGCAGAGAUACAACAACUUCAUACCGAGAUGGCGAGAAAGGACCAGAGGAUCCAGGACCUGGAACAGCGAGACUACAUCGAACGCUGUGAAAGUGGUGACUUGACAAUACCGAACGGCGUCUUAACGUAUGGUGCUGGCGCUCGCCACCGUGACAUGACCGCCUCGUUCAGCAGGGCCUUCCGGACAACCCCCGUGGUGACUGUGGGCUUGACGCAACUGGAUCAUUAUGCUGGUGAGACCCGCGUCACAGCUAGCGUCGUGUCCGUCUCUACAACAGGACUAACCGUGCGAAUCGGCACCUGGGCCAGUUCACAGUUGUACAAUGCCUAUGCCCACUGGAUGGCCUGUGCAUGAGAUGUUAAAGUUACCUGCUUUGGUUUAGCCGUGUCGUGAUCUAAAUUGUAGUGGUUGCAGAGAUGAAUUACGCUGAUAACUUUAACAAAACAUGGUUUAUCGAAGGAAUUUUAAUCAAAAUAAACGGCUGAGUCUAACUGCGACUUUCC